This is a messenger RNA of Trichoderma aggressivum f. europaeum, 861 nucleotides long. RefSeq lists its product as uncharacterized. Lineage: Eukaryota; Fungi; Ascomycota; Sordariomycetes; Hypocreales; Hypocreaceae. Gene Ontology annotation, cellular component: nuclear exosome (RNase complex); nucleolus; cytoplasmic exosome (RNase complex). The record is from RefSeq and is a predicted model, not a curated record. Gene Ontology annotation, biological process: poly(A)-dependent snoRNA 3'-end processing; rRNA catabolic process; U4 snRNA 3'-end processing. The transcript has 2 exons. The coding region runs from base 1 to 861 and encodes 286 amino acids.
AUGGCAGAUCGGAGACGAGUAAAUGGGCCAGGAGGUUCUACUUUACCACCAGUUUACGACGAUGGCGAAUUGGAUGCAGUUUCGCGCCGCCAACGAGCGCCCGAUGCUAUUCGGCCACUCUAUCUCAAGACAGGAGUGACACCAUCCGCAUCUGGCUCAGCCUAUCUAGAAAUCGAGCCAAGAGAAGGCGAGUACGGCUCCGGCAUGAAGCUAACAUGCACCGUUCAUGGGCCCAGGUCUCUCCCACGCUCUGCGCCAUUCUCUCCUUAUAUGGUGCUCUCAACUCAUGUCAAGUUCGCCCCUUUCGCCACGAAACAGCGCAGAGGCUAUCUGCGCGACUCAAGCGAGAAGGAUCUCAGUACGCAUCUAGAAACUGCUCUUCGUGGCGCUCUGAUUGCCGACCGAUGGCCCAAAAGUGGCGUCGAUGUCGUGGUGACCAUUAUCGAGGGGGAAUCGACUCGCCAGGAUGCAGUGGAGCGGAGAGUCGAAGAAUGGGAUGUGAUGAACGUGCUAGGUGGGUGCAUUACGGUUGCUUCUGCAGCGAUUGCCGACGCAGGGAUCGAUUGCGUCGACACCGUCUCCGGAGGAGUGGCCGCCUUGGUAGCGGGCAAGGAUGGCAACGAAACGUCAGUUGUGCUUGACCCGGUGGCUUUGGAGCAUGAGUCUAUUCUUGCUGCCUGCUGCGUGGCCUAUCUACCCAACAGAGAUGAGAUCACAAAUCUGUGGUUCAAGGGCCGGCUGCCCUCAGCAGCUUCUUACAAUCAUCAGUCACUUGUCUCCAGGGCAGUGCAGGCGAGUAAAGGAACACAUGGGUUGAUAUCGGCGUCUCUCAGCGAAGUUAUUAGCAAUUCUCAAAACUAA